Molecule: messenger RNA, 1825 nt
Organism: Paramecium pentaurelia
Lineage: Eukaryota; Ciliophora; Oligohymenophorea; Peniculida; Parameciidae
Source: the annotation of a GenBank genome assembly
AUGACGAAAUAUAGUCUUAUUUUUUCUUUGCUUUUAAUUUGUUGUUUUGGAAAGAAAACUAUAUAUGAUAGAUUACAUGGUACUCAUAUUGAAGAAGAAUUUGAUAAUGAAGUUAUUACAGAGAUUACAAUGUAUGAUGAGGAAGAUCCUAAAUUAAAAUAUGAAAAAAUGAUGAAUACAUUUAUGAAAUUAAGUAUAUAAUUUAUUAUUCUAUAUAGAUGAGACAUAAGUUAUUGGUUGUAGAAAAACAGAUCAUCAUGAAUUUUUUGGAAUGUUUUUUUAGAAUGCUGGAAGAAUAGGAAAUGGAGGUUAAAAUAAUAUUAGAUUAAUCAAAUAUGAGGAUGAUUGUUAUGAAUCUAUGAGAGUAUCAUAUGAAACUAAUGAAGCAGAAAAGUAUAUUCAAUAUAAUAUUUUUUAUUUUAGUCGAGUUUGUGUUACAUUCACUCCAGGAAAAUAUAAAAAUAGUUAACAAUGUUCUGAAUUUUAUUUGAUUGGUACAACUUUGAAUUACAACAUUGUUAAUAUUAAAGAUUGUAAAUAUUAUUUAUAUAUAUUAUUUUAGAAAAAGAACAUAGAGUCUAUUUUAAUUUUAGAAAUCAAAAAUAAAUUGAAGCUUUCAAAUAUUCUGGUGCAUAUAUAUUUAGAACUUGUGAUUAUUUAGAAAAUUGGUUUGGUGAUCUUCUAAUGACAUUAGAAUUAUUCUUUGGUGGAUUUUCUAGUAAUCCUUAUUUAGGUCCAAUAUUUGGAAGGUACAAUUAUAUAAAAAUAUUAGUCAUCCUCCUGAUUGGAUGGUAAGAUCAAAUAUAGAAUUAAUAGAAAGAGCAACUGGUUAUAGAUGGUAAGAAAGACCUGAUGUUGUUGUUGAUUUAAAGGCAGAUGAAGUAAAUAAUGGAGAUUUUCUAGCAGUCACUAGAUUUGAUGGAUUAGAUUAAAUUAUAGAAUGGGGAACUGGAGGUAGAAUUGGACAUAGUGCUAUGAUAUUUGAAAUUGAUGGUGAAAAAUAUGUAAUUGAAUCAUAAGAUGCUUGGUAUUGGCCAACAAAAAGAAUACAAAAAACUAAAUGGGAAGAUUGGAAAGUAUAUGCUAAAAAUGCUGGAUUUAAUGUUGCUGUUUUACCAUUGAGUCCAGAAAAAAGAGCAUAAUGGAAUUAAGAAGCAGCUAUGGAAUAUUGGAAAAAAAUGGAAGGAUAACCAUAUGGAUAUCAUACAUUUUUAUUUGGUUGGAUUGAUACACCAAAAGAUAAUUAUCCAAAAGCAUUAAGUGCUGAAUUUGCCACUUAUUUGUUCUCUUUCAUUGAAAAAAUAGCACCUGGACCAAUCACUUCUUUAGUAGGAGAAGCCUUAAAUAAAAGAUUAGGCACAGAAGGUUUAUCAGUAUCAGAAAUUGCAAUAGAAGCUGCAAAAUAAGGAAUAGAAUUGGUAGAAAAAACUAUAUAUAUAUAUAUUUUAGGGUGAUUUAUAUGCUAUGGUUGAAAAAGAUGAAUGGGUAUAUAGUGAUGGUCCAAGUCAAGCAUGUGCUGCCUUUGUAACUGCCAUGUACAAAGCUGCUGGAUUAUUCCAACCCUUCCAUAUUGAGGCACUUGAGUAAUAAUCAUAUAAUUAAUUUAGGUUUACACCAAAAGAUAUUUAUCAAUUGAAAUUCUUUGAUUCUAAUUAUGUAGUUCCAGAAAAAUGCAAAAAGAAUGAUCCAGAUCUUCCUUAUUGUUAAUUAAUGGGAACUCACAGAAUUGAAUUAGAAUGGUAUAAUACAGUUGAACCAUAUGAAAAUAUGAAUGAAAGAUGUCCAAGUAUUCCUCCUGAAUACAUAAGACCUGAUGGUUGUUGAU